Marchantia polymorpha subsp. ruderalis is the source of this 1667-nucleotide messenger RNA. Lineage: Eukaryota; Viridiplantae; Streptophyta; Marchantiopsida; Marchantiales; Marchantiaceae. The record is from the annotation of a GenBank genome assembly.
GCUCCGACCUUAAUGUCCUAGCGAUGAGCAGUGAGUUAAUACUUAUGAAAGAGAAGAACUUCGUGGCCUGGACAGGACAGACCUAUAGAAUGUGCUACUUAUUCAUCUACUCCAUAACCAUAAUGAAGUACAGUAAUCUCAUGCGGAUACCACUUUAUUUGUAGCUAAUAACAGUAAUUCAUUUUUUGAAGAUAUAAAUGCAUGCAUCUAUACUUUCAGAAGUUGCAGCUGCAGGCAUGCGUUCGACUACGACAUAGAUACUUUGAUAUUCUUUCCCUUGUUUACUUUCGCCAGAAGUAAGCCUCGCGAUGUGUUAGCAUUCAGUCAAUUAGGUGAAUCUCUCAACUUCCUAAGUCUUCCAACUGCCAUGGAAAAGUUAAAAGUGCAAAGACGUCUGCAAACCUUCUGAUUGCGGCAAAUAGUCCUCCCAUCAGGUAUCUCAUAAUCAGCAACCUGGUUUCAUCAUCACAUUGCACAGAAAGAGUCAAAGCGUGAAUCAGUCGUGAGAUUCUCAAGAUGGAACGUUAAAGAUUGUGACGAUAUUGAAAGCUCAGACACGAGCUUCAGAAUUCAAUAAGGCUCCCGGGGUCAAAUCCUGGGAUCGCAUUGUCUCGGUGAUGAUUCUCUCUCAAUACACAAAAAACCAAAUUUAUAAUCAAUCCCUGUUAUAGGCACCACCAGAGGCCCACACGUGUUCUGGUUAUACUGAUAGAGACCAAUAUGCCCCAUGCUCGUACCCGGACAUUGUUCAAUGGCUAUUCUUCGCCAGUCACACGUUGACGAUUUACCAUCUACCUGGAUAGAUUAUGUCGGUACAUCAUCGUAGACAAAGAUCUUUGAGAUCUGCAGGUUGAAAGUCUUGAGACUUUGCAAGGUUUGAUGACAUUCAAGCAGAUAUAUACGGGACCUGUAGCUGCUGUGACACACUGAUAAAAUUAGUCCUCGUCUGUGAUUAGCAGUGUACCAGUUCACGUUAUUUCCUGCUUGUUUAUUGGUGUUCAUUAUAUUCUUCAGGAACUUCAAGUCAAGCCUGCAUAUUCAUGGCCACUGAUUCCUCCUCUGAUUUCUUUCGUUCUUGGGGUAAUGCUGCACAAAUUGAAAGUAGAACAAAUGAAGAAAAUUCGUUACACAAAACUUGCACUAGCGCAACGACGCCUAAGAAUUUGCAUGGGAACAUGCUACGAAAACUGCAACUUGAUAUUAAUAAUUAUCCACACAGAAUGCUAACACAGGAGUUUCAAAAGCUUCCCUCUUGGACAAUGAAAAUAUCUUACACAAUCUGCCCCAUUUCGGAAAAAGGGCCAAAAGGACUGGAAACAACUCAAAACUAUGAGAAAAACUUGUCACUGAUCGUCGUACGUCCCAAACUCCGCCUAGUUGCAAACGCUUUGAGUAAACCGGAGUAACGAGGACUUUCUAAGCACUGCUGUUUACAUUAGGUGUUCAUUCCAAAUCAAUCGCUUGUGUUUUGACCGAUGCACUUGUUUGGAAGUUUUCUAUCGCGUGCGUGUUCCGAAAUACUGUUUCUCAGUCGAUAAUGCAUGCCGAAUUGAUAUAUCAAAAGCUAAGACUACAUAGCAUACUGUGAAUAGAUACCUGACCAUCGGAAAUAUCAUGUUGGUGAAUGUGAUAUCGCAUUUCUGGUCACAUAACUUCCUGCAUUAUAU